AUGGUCACCCAAUCCUUUUAUGCUAAGAAGCGUGUAAGCGGCGCAAAGCAUAUUCAGCCACCCACACGUCAACGUGCCAAGGUCGUGCUCAGCAAAGAGGCUCGCGCUGCUCUCAGACUUGACCGACGUGCAAAGUCCCUUCGAUUCAAGGAUUCUUUAGACGAUGCUUGGAAGCAGCUGGACGACGCUACCAAAACCAUCGCUACUACCCACCAUAAAAGUAUCCGGCGUGUUCAAAAUGAUUUGUACGUGGGUCGGGGGCUUCUCCGCUCGAAACGCUCAAAGCCGAAUCUAUGGAAUGCGUUUUGCUGGAAGAAGAACCAGGAUAGAGAGAACGAAGCCCACGGUAAAGCUGCACUCCAAUCACUCGUGCAUGAUCACAAGGCUGAGUACCUUGCCCUCUCGAGGGAGGAGCAAGACGAACUGCUUGCCGAGUUCACUGAAUGGAAGGAGACGAAGACUACCGGUAUUCGUACCUCAACGAAGUCGAAGAUAAACGACAUCACACAGACCUUAAAGGCGGUCGAAAACGAGCUCAUCAGUCUGCAUUGUCGUACGGGUGCAGAGUCUAUUCUCUACACUACACGUGGCUCUACCGAUCUUCCCCUUCGAGGUAUCGCAUUUUCCACCGACGGUGUCGAAAAUUUUAUGGGUACCGUCAUGGGCAUUGAUAACCAAGACUUAGUCAGUAAAAUGGAGGGUUUUGCAGUACAAGGCAUGCAAGGUUCUGCCAAAAACCACAAGAAGCGCGUCUCCGACAAACGUUCAGAAAUCCGGGAAAUUAUCAACAGAAAACUUCAAGAGGCUACUGGUGACCCCAGCGCGAAGAUGCAAUGGACUCAUUAUUUCCGCAACGUCGUUCAGCGGUACCAGGUCAUUGUGGAAGGCUGGCCCGAGAACAUUCCUUUCGCAAACCUGAGCCAAGCGUCGAGCGCACUUGCAGACCUCGAAAUGCUUUGGCGCAAGUGGGACACUAACAAAACAUACUGGAAGGCCUUGACCGACGAGGAGUUUGCGGAAUACCGCAAGGAACGCAACGACAAGCUCGAGAGCGGCGAAAUAGUUGAUCGUCGUCGCCGUCCGAGAUCUGACAGAGGAAAGAAACGGAAUAAUACAGACACGAGGAAGUCCACUGCCUCCCGUGAGCAGCACACGAGCGCGGGGAUCAGUGACAACAGCAGUAUGGAGGAAGACGAGCCAGCUACAUCAUCUUGUGAUGUUGCUGCUGCUGCUUCUGCUUUGGCUUCUCCAGACGAGUCUCUUACUAUUCCACAGCCCUCAGACGGUGCUUCUGGUUCAUUCACUGACAGUUUUGACCCUCCCCCAUUUGAUUAUGAUGCCGCGCUGUCUGAGUUAGAUAGAUUGUAUGGCCCUGUGCAGUUGAGCUCAUUGUUGUAG
Molecule: messenger RNA, 1398 nt
Organism: Suillus clintonianus
Lineage: Eukaryota; Fungi; Basidiomycota; Agaricomycetes; Boletales; Suillaceae
Exons: 5
Coding region: 1-1398 (465 amino acids)
Source: RefSeq, a predicted model, not a curated record